GCGGGCGGCGGGGCGCCGGGCAGCCUGUCCGCCUUUGCCUUCUCCCCCGUCGUGGUUUCAGCUCGGGAGGGAGCCGGAGUCGCUGUUGGAUCGCCCAGGGGAGAUGGGGUUUCUCGUUCCACUCUUCAGUCUUCACUGCCUUAAAAUACGCGGGGGCAUAGACGGUCCCAAGCGGUGUUCGCUUCGCUCGGGCGAUUCGGGGUUUUGUCUGUCAGAGCGGGAAGACGGGGGAGGCCUAGUGUGCGGCGGGGAAGCGCCGGGGCCUCUGGAGCGGUUUCUCUUUCGCUCAGGCGCAGGCACCGUCUGUCUCCUGUCACUAACGGGCAGGAGGGCUUGUGCCGAGCUGGCAGGGGAGGAGGUGGUGUUGAAACAACCUCCUCAGUGCUGGGGGACAGGGUGGUGGGUGUCCUCAUGCGUGCCGGCAGCUGGGGAAGGUUGUGCCUUGGCGGGAGAAAGCUGUGUGCCGGUGUCCCCGGCUUUCUGCCAGCCCUGCUUUGAUGGGCCCUCGUUUCAGGCGAAACCUGCGCUACUGAGGUUGAGUUAAAGGCGGUAUUGGCAAGGGCAAAUUAAAUACACAUUUCAAGAACGGAUUGAAGUAUAAGGAGUAAGGUUGUCUAAAUAAGGCAAAAUCUGUUGCUUAAUAUGAAGAAAAGCAGAGGUCGGACAGGUCGAAAGAGAAGAAGAAAGCACUUGCAGAGUUUUAUGGAUGGAGUCAGCUGCAGUCACAAGCUGGAAUACAUUAAACUUAAGAAGUGGCUGAAAGACAGAGGAUUUGAAGACAGUAAUUUAAGGCCAGCAGAGUUCUGGGGUACAGGAAGAGGACUGAUGACAACAAAAGCUCUUCAGGCAGGGGAUCUGAUUAUUUCAUUGCCGGAGAAAUGCUUACUCACCACGGGCACUGUCCUUAGUAGCUGCUUGGGAGAAUACAUUAUGAAAUGGAAGCCUCCUGUAUCUCCUUUGAUAGCACUAUGCACAUUUUUAAUAGCAGAGAAGCAUGCUGGUGAGAAAUCUCUGUGGAAGCCAUAUCUUGAUGUUUUACCCAAGACAUACACUUGCCCUGUUUGCUUGGAGCGCGAUGUAGUAAGCCUUCUUCCUGAACCUUUAAGAAAGAAGGCUCAGGAGCAGAGAACGACAGUCCAGGAGUUGUACAUGUCUUCCAAGGCUUUUUUCUCUUCCCUGCAGCCUUUGUUUGCUGAAAACACAGGAACUAUUUUUAACUACAGUGCUCUAGAGUGGGCUUGGUGCACUAUUAAUACAAGGACAAUAUACAUGAAACAUUCACAGAGGGAAUGUUUUUCUCUUGAGCCAGAUGUUUAUGCAUUGGCGCCAUAUUUAGAUUUGCUAAACCACAGUCCAAAUGUUCAGGUAAAGGCUGCAUUUAAUGAGCAGACAAGAAGCUAUGAAGUUUGGACAAAUUCACAGUGCAAAAAAAAUGAAGAAGUAUUUAUCUGCUAUGGGCCUCAUGAUAAUCAGCGACUGGUACUAGAAUAUGGAUUUGUUGUCAUGGAUAACCCUCACAGCACUGUUUAUGUCUCAUCAGAUAUUCUCCUCAAAUAUUUUCCACCACUGGACAAGCAGAGAAAUACAAAACUUUCUAUUCUAAAGGAUCAUGAUUUCUUAGAAAACCUGACCUUUGGAUGGGAUGGACCAUCUUGGAGACUCCUCACAGCCCUCAAGUUGUUAAGUCUCGGAGCAGAUGAAUUUACUUGCUGGAGGAGAACGCUGCUUGGUGAUGUAAUUUCAGCCAGAAACGAACAGCAGACUCUGAAUAUAACAGCAAAAAUAUGCCAUUUUUUAAUACAGGAGACACAGAAUGUCCUUCUCCAGAUCUCCCAGUUGAAAAGGAACAAAGAGAACCUCAAAAAACACCUGGCUUUGGUAGAAGCACUACGCUUGGAAGAUCUGAAGAUAUUACAAAAAUCAGCUGAGAUUCUUUGCAACUUGAAUAUGGCAAAAACUUGACCCAUCUGGAGCUGUAAUAGCUGUGGCUGAUUGGAGCUCAUUUGCCAUGGAUGUGCCUUGCUCGACUGUUUUAAUGGACCUGAGCAGCAAAGAAUAAUGUAAAAAGUCAUCAGAAUAUGCCUAGUUUUGCCUGUCACACAGGACCCAGAGUCUUAUUUUGUUCUUUGCUGAUCUUCAGUAAUAUGAAAGGUUAGCCCAAAUGGUUGGGGGAGCACAGGUGGCUUUCAUCACAUCUCAUUUGAAGUCAUGACUGCUGUGAGCAAAACAGCUUCUGGGGUAAUUUGAGCAGCCCCAGGAUUGUGGGCUCCAGCAGUCCUAGACUUUACAGCUGCCUGUGUGGCUAAAGCAGGGAUCAUAGGGUCAAGCAGGUACUCCUCAGCAUGUAUUUGAGCUCUGGCCCUUGACAGAGAGGAAGAAGACAGAGUCACUUAUACUUACUCUGUCCUGAUCCUUUACUUUUUCCCUGAGAUAUGUACAUAGUCCCCAAGACUUGGUGGUUCACGUAUUGCCUGUUCAUUGCUGGAGUAAUAGAUGCAGACUAGAGCACUGAUCAGCUCUAUUGACCAGCUCCAAAUCAUUCUCUUCGCAGUUUCAGCCCAAGUGUUUCUUGAAUGUAUGGAAGUGUGAGUUUCCCUCCUUUGCUCUCAAAGCUCCCUCCAGACUUGCUAGUUGGUGUUCUGACUCCUGCUGGGAAUGAGAACUGAAAGGAUGUAUCACUUUGAACUCUGUUUCUUGUUUGGAAGACCACCCAGGCAAUUGAUUCUGUUUCCAUUCAGUUCUGGUGAUCACACUGAGAAAUGUUCGUAUCCUGUCUACAAGGGGAUAGUCCCAGGAGCUGCCUUUCAGUAUUAGUUCUACUUAAGUAGGGAGCUUGAGCUCCCUAUGUUGUUUAGAGAAGAGAGAGACUUAUUCAAAGGGCAUUUCAGGGCAGGACCCUUAUUUAAGCUAUAUAAACUUGAUUUAUAUUUGUGAUUGUGUUGUGAUUGUUUUCCAUUUUGUGGGGAAUCACAUUUGAUAGAAUUUUUCAUUACUAUUUUUAGCAUUUUUUAGGAACUGUGUUUUUAACAAGUGUUUAUUUUUGUAAAUAUAUUGCUUCAUUUUCUACAAGACUUCUCUAUUUUUGAAAUAAAUUGUAGAAAGCAGUAAAGGCAUUCUAGCUAAUGAUAUAAUUUAAGGAAAAAAAUACAACAAGUGAAAAGUGUUAAGUAUUGAAGCUCAAAUGCACUUUCAGACUUUCUUUGGUACCCUGUGAACAAGAAUGUUAUUGUGUAAACUUGCUUAGAUUUGAGGAUUCCAGGGUGUUUCCCUCCUUUUUUUUCUGCCUCAGUCUAUUUGGGACAGGAAAUAUCUUGAUACCUGAAGCUCCGAGAAGGGCCCUUCCUUACCUAGAAGGGUAUGUUGGUUUAGGUUCAAAAGGCUGGGGGAACUGAGAAGUGUAACUGUUUGCUGUUACUCAGUUUCCAAACCCAAAAGUUCUUGGUUUUGAGGUACCCUCUUCAUAACCUGUUCCUAGGAUUACGAAAUUCUGAAAAUAAGGUUUUUUUCUGCCUUGUUUACCCUAAUGCACUGAGAUGCUUUUGUAUUCUCAGGCUUUCUGUAUUGUUCAUAUGGAGAUGCUGACAGCAUGUGGUUACUUUACAUUGCAGAGCAGAGGGCAGGGUGAAUGGAUUGGGAGAGGAACUGAAGUGCUUUCUGGAGCUAGAAGCACAUUUAUUACGUCCUUUGGACCAAGUUACUUUCAUAUUUGCCUAACUGUGGGUUUUAACCCCUGCAACUCACUUGGCACCGUAUUUUGUACUCUAGUCAGUCCCAUUCUGAAGUAACUCCUGGGAUGAGAUGACCAUCUGGAUUUGGGAAUGCAAUCUCUACUAAUCUCACCAAGGGUAUUUCUCAUCAGCUCGCGUGAGGGUCCUUCUGUACCACUGAACCUGGCUACAGCAGAGAGAUAAGUGGGGCUGAGACCCUGACCCUGUGACUGUUGCCCAUUCAUUUUGAUUAGGCCUGCACAAAGGUCUACAGAAGUCAUGGAUUACAUGAGGAGGGUGGAUCGUGACUGAGCAUUCACAGUGCAAGAAGUAAGGGCUUUCAAAGGAAGCUUGAAGAAGUCAGGUUCAAAACUAACAGAAUGUGGUAACAAAUCCAUUGAUAUUACUAAGGAAUAUGGAUACAGAAGUUGACAUGGGUGCAGAGCCCAUACCUGUGGAAGACACAGCUGUUGGCAGGUACCAGCCAGACAAACAACUUUGGUCUUAGGUAGUUCCCUGAUCUCAAAAUACUUGAAGGUUGGGAGGGUAUUGAUGGCAAGUAUUGUAUAUGCUUGACCUGUGCUUGCUCUUUUAAGGUGUUGGUGGAUAACUGUAGGAAACAGGGUACUGGGCUAGAGGGAUCCUUGCUUUGAAUAUGUUCUGCAAUUUUGAUGAUUACAGUUGAACUGUUUGACCUCUUACUUUCUUUUAAUAAAAACUUUUUCAUUCUCUAA
Molecule: messenger RNA, 4441 nt
Organism: Harpia harpyja (harpy eagle)
Lineage: Eukaryota; Metazoa; Chordata; Aves; Accipitriformes; Accipitridae
Gene: SETD4
Product: SET domain containing 4
Exons: 11
Coding region: 643-1962 (439 amino acids)
Biological process (GO): positive regulation of transcription by RNA polymerase II; peptidyl-lysine trimethylation; peptidyl-lysine monomethylation
Molecular function (GO): histone H3K4 methyltransferase activity; transcription coactivator activity; histone H3K36 methyltransferase activity
Source: RefSeq, a predicted model, not a curated record